AUGGUGAACGAUCUUGCUGAAGCCGUCGCCUUCUUGGAAUCCCUCAACCUCGCUCACGGUGAUUUACGACCUGAGAAUGUUCUACUUGAUCGCAACCGACUAAAGCUAUCCGAUUUUGAGUCUACGGCGAAAAUUGGCACACAUUUCGAAGUUGCAUGGCUCCGUACGGCCGAUUUCUCAAUGAUAACGAAUCAGACCAAGGGGAACGCGGAAUUUCCGGCUUUUUAG
Molecule: messenger RNA, 228 nt
Organism: Penicillium bovifimosum
Lineage: Eukaryota; Fungi; Ascomycota; Eurotiomycetes; Eurotiales; Aspergillaceae
Exons: 1
Coding region: 1-228 (75 amino acids)
Biological process (GO): protein phosphorylation
Molecular function (GO): ATP binding; protein kinase activity
Source: RefSeq, a predicted model, not a curated record